AUGUGGCAUGAAUGUUUACCACCACCACCACCACCACCACCACCACCACCACCACCACCACCACAGCAGAGGGUGCUGGAGGAGGAGGUUGACAGAGGGAGGAGGGUGCUGGAGGAGGAGGUUGACAGAGGGAGGAGGGUGCUGGAGGAGGAGGUUGACAGAGGGAGGAGGGUGCUGGAGGAGGAGGUUGACAGAGGGAGGAGGGUGCUGGAGGAGGAGGUUGACAGAGGGAGGAGGGUGCUGGAGGAGGAGGUUGACAGAGGGAGGAGGGUGCUGGAGGAGGAGGUUGACAGAGGGAGGAGGGUGCUGGAGGAGGAGGUUGACACAGGGAGGAGGGAGCUGGAGGAGGAGGUUGACACAGGGAGGAGGGGGCUGGAGGAGGAGGUUGACACAGGGAGGAGGGGGCUGGAGGAGGAGGUUGACACAGAGAGGAGGGGGCUGGAGGAGGAGGUUGACAGAGAGGAGGGGGCCGGAGGAGGAGUUUGA
Messenger RNA from Schistocerca americana (American grasshopper), 486 nucleotides. Its product is annotated as proline-, glutamic acid- and leucine-rich protein 1-like. Lineage: Eukaryota; Metazoa; Arthropoda; Insecta; Orthoptera; Acrididae. The transcript has 2 exons. The coding region runs from base 1 to 486 and encodes 161 amino acids. The record is from RefSeq and is a predicted model, not a curated record.